CUUAUUAAAUAGUUAACUAGUUUAAUGGCAGCGCUUGCCCCUUUUGGAACUGACUCACAACCGAAUACGCGGGCUAUUCUAAAAGGAGGCAAGCUGAUGUAUGUACCAUCCUAUACCAGUCAGCGGGAGAAGAGCGAAAAAUUAAUGCAUGAGUAUGAGGGGGACGUGCCAUUCUAUCCUCCAUCAGUUCGCGAAGAGAUAGGACAGCCUCUGUGGGUUAAACGCAGUCCUUUGCCUCCCAUUUCGGGCAAAUUGCCCAAUGGUCCCUUCAGAAUGCGUGAGAAGGAGCGGUCUGAUGGUCACUACAUGGAUGGAGUGAAGUGGAAGCCGGAGAAGAUCAACAGUAAUGCUGACAUGAGUCAAGCCAUACAGGUUAAACGUCUGCUUGAAGAUUGGCCUCGUGAAUACCUUAAGAAAAUUUAUCUGGCAGUGGCUGAAAACUUCGACAGAGGUCUGACGGACCAAGUAUACAGGGGAGAUCUGGCGAGUGUCUGCAUUGCGUGCAAACUGCCACUGACUGCCAGAGUUUUGGAAAAGCUCUUCGACCGUUUCUCUCUCGUGCGAGAUCCGAACAAUGUUGACUACAAAAAACUGCUGAUCUAUCUGGACACUGUUUUUGAGAUUGCCGAAUAUAAAAAGAGGCCAGUCGGAGGAAGUGUUGCGGAGCCUUUCGCGUUUCCUCUGCCAGCCCCAAGUCAACAAGCUGCUCUGGAAAAUGGAGCUCUAGCACAGACUUUCCGGGAAGUCCAAAACAAGUCAUCAAAUGGACAGCUGCCAACUGAAAAGAUAGACCAGUCAACUUCUACCUGGACUCAGAACGUACAAAAUAGAGAUCAUCAUGCAGAUAAGAUCAGAGACAGAAAUGAUCUCGAUCAGUUUCCAGUGACGGAGGAGUAUGAAGUGGCAAGAGAAGAUAACAGAAACACGGAAGCGCCUCAUACACACUUCACUGAACAGAAAGAGUUCCCUCAUAACCAGAAUGGGCAUCAUCAACAAAAUGAGGAUCCUCGAGAAAAGCCAAUGUCUCCGAAGCCAUCAACGCCCCAGAAAAAUACCAAAAUGGACAGCGAGGAUGCGGAGCUGCUCACUCUUCUGGUGUCACACCUGUCCAAGAAGGGCCGCAACAUCAGUCUAGAUCAGAUCAAGAAGGCCUUUUACGAUGCAGACACCCAAAAAACUACAUUCCUAUCCAGGCGCAAGGUAAAGGACAUCCUGCGCAAGAACUCUGUGUCUCUCGACGAGUGGCUGUUAGAUGCCUUCCUCAACCGAUGUGACAUAGACAACACAGGAUACAACUCAUGCUGGAUUUCAAUUGUCGAGUUCCUCGAACGAGUGCAGCCUUUCACGCUCAAGAAGGCACCUCUCUCGCCAACCAACCAGAAUGCUCCGCCCUCAAACAUACCGUUACAAGAUCAUGCAGUCCCAACUGAAGCUCUAAAUCAGAACAAUUACUAUUCAGAACAAGUGAACUCUUAUGAUCCGCAGGAUUCGAACCAUCUAGGCAACGGAGGUUCUGCGAAUAGAAUGCCCUACAGCAGGCAUGUGGAAGACCAAUUACAGCGGGAGGAAAAUACUCACAACUAUGCCGGGUUCGAGGAUAGACCCCCGCCGGAUUAUCGGAUUGGCCAGGAUCAGAUAAACGGCGGCGGUCCUGGGACAACCGAAGACAUGCAGUCGAGAAUCCAGAAUCUGACCAGGGCCCUAAAAAGUGUAGACAUAGACCAAACGGGCUACGUGGGAAGUGAGGAGGCGCUGAGACUGUUGAGGAAUUAUAACACAGUCUAUCAGUUGGGCAUGGACGAGUUCGACCUCAUGCGUCUGGUCCAUAACUCCUCCCACAAUGGACAAGUGGUCGUAGAUUCCCUCUGUGACAGUCUCAGGAUAGAGAACAACAAACAAUGCAUGGCAAAUAACUAAUUAGUUGAUUAGUUAUGAUUAAAAGGUAGUUUGCGAUUGAUCGCACUACUUCUGGCGUGGUUCUGGUAUCCUUUAUGAUUGCCUUAUCGCUUAAGCCCUUACCACCAGUGUGAAAGCGGACACUAUUUGACUUCAAAAAAGGUUAAGAACUGUAUAUAAAUUUAGUUAUUACUUGAAAAAAUAUGUUUCUUCUGUAAAUAUGAAUGUUGAUGUAAAUAUUUUGUUGAAAUUGUAAAUAUUUUAGAUACUUUAAAAAUAUUUU
This is a messenger RNA of Symsagittifera roscoffensis, 2179 nucleotides long. RefSeq lists its product as uncharacterized. The record is from RefSeq and is a predicted model, not a curated record. Gene Ontology annotation, molecular function: calcium ion binding. Bases 25 to 1917 code for a protein of 630 amino acids. The transcript has 10 exons. Lineage: Eukaryota; Metazoa; Xenacoelomorpha; Acoela; Convolutidae.